AUGGCGACCGAAAUGCUGUGCCCGUACUGCUCCGCCGCGAAGGGACGUUGCGCCACCAGCACCAGCGGCCGUUACAUAACUGAGUGCGCGACGUGCGGCCGCGUAGUGGAGGAGCGCCAAACGCAGCCCAACCAUCUCUUCCAUAUCCGUGCACAAGACUCCCCUCUCUGUCUAUCCACCUCCGACCUCCCCACCCCAAUCGUCUCUCACUCCGACGACCCCUUCGAGCCAACGGGGUUCAUUACUGCCUUCUCCACCUGGUCGCUCGAGCCCUACCCGAUAUUUGCACAUUCUUCUCUUUCGUUCGCCGGUCACUUAGCUGAACUUGAAAGGGUGCUCGAAACGACGCCGCCGAAUAAUCCGAAUUCGAACUCGGUGGUGGUGGAUAAUUUAAGGGCUUAUUUGCAGAUAAUUGAUGUAGCAUCGAUUUUGGGGCUUGAUUAUGAUAUUUCGGACCAUGCGUUUCAGCUGUUUAGGGAUUGUUCUUCGGCUACUUGUUUGAGGAAUCGGAGCGUAGAAGCAUUAGCCACUGCGGCUCUUGUGCAGGCCAUUAGGGAAGCUCAAGAACCUAGAACCCUUCAGGUAUUGUGA
Messenger RNA from Fraxinus pennsylvanica, 591 nucleotides. The record is from the annotation of a GenBank genome assembly. Lineage: Eukaryota; Viridiplantae; Streptophyta; Magnoliopsida; Lamiales; Oleaceae.